Molecule: messenger RNA, 2888 nt
Organism: Ostrinia nubilalis (European corn borer)
Lineage: Eukaryota; Metazoa; Arthropoda; Insecta; Lepidoptera; Crambidae
Product: potassium channel subfamily K member 3-like
Exons: 13
Coding region: 1029-2888 (619 amino acids)
Biological process (GO): stabilization of membrane potential; potassium ion transmembrane transport
Cellular component (GO): plasma membrane
Molecular function (GO): outward rectifier potassium channel activity; potassium ion leak channel activity
Source: RefSeq, a predicted model, not a curated record
UCAAGGAAGUGCAGGAAAACUGUUCACUGAUAAUAUUUUUUGUUAUUUUUAACAAAUGCAAUUAUGUAAAUCAUGUAAUAUUGUUUUAUCAAGAUGAUAGUGAGAUAACUAUUCCCCCGUAAUGGACAAUUUAAGUGUGCGAGUGAUCGGCAGGACAAAAAACUAGGUGGUGCGUGACAGAAUACCGCAUAGGAUAGAAACUGGAAAUUAAUUAAAUUUAAUCUCAUUCUGCCGUUUAUUUUCUAGUUGUGACCUUCCAUGUCGUAAUAGAAGUAAUUAGGAACGAUACUCUAGCUGUUUUCAUUAAAAAUAAUCGUCAUAACAUUUGACCCAGUUACGUACGGUGGCGUGUGCGUUGACCUAUGGACGUGAAUGCGGACAAGAAGCACGAUGUUAUUUUUAGGAUAUGUACAGCUUUGCAGAUAAUUAAAUAUUUAUAAAUGCCGUUCACGGUGCCGGAUUGAGAAAUUAACUGCAAAGUUUGCUGCUGCGAUUGUCACUUGGAAUGGUGAUAUUCUGCUGCCAAACCAGUUGUGUAAAAUAUAUUGCAUGGGUGCAACAGUGAUACAGUAAUCUAAUGGAGAUAUGCCAAAACAAACCUAAAUAAAUAGCCAAAUUGUCUAAAUUAUGACUUCCUUCAUGGGGAUCAAUUUAUGGAUAGAAUUUCAUUCAUAAAAACAGUUUUUAUGAGUUUUUCCCGUAAUAUAAACAAACUGCCAGUUGUGAUUUUACAAUGGAGAUCAGAUUACCUGACUAAAGAAAUUCUAAAUUAUAAGAAAAAAGCUGGAAAGCAUAUCAUCUAUUACUAGCUAGCCUGAUUGUGAGGCUGUAUGUUGAACGUAGCCCCAAAAUGAGUUCCGAAUUUGAAUGUUUGUGAACCUUGUUGUACGGAAGCUGCAAUGGUGACUUAGCAUCGAAAAUAAGUAUUAAACAUAAGACAAUAUGGUGUUUAUUGACUGAUUGGGACAACAAUAAAGUGGGAUUUACCUGGGCCUUACGCCCUAAGGCCGGGGUAGCCCUCGGCAGUGAUGAAGAAGCAAAAUGUCCGCACUCUAUCGUUAAUUGUGUGCACAUUUACCUAUUUGCUAGUGGGUGCAGCAGUUUUUGAUGCCUUGGAGUCUACCACUGAACGACACAGAUUUGAGGUGCUGCAAGCAAUCGAAGGCAUUAUCAUAAGAAAAUACAACAUCACGGAAGAGGACUUCCGUGUGAUGGAAACAGUGGUCCUGAAGUCGGAGCCACACAAAGCCGGUCAACAAUGGAAGUUCACUGGGGCCUUCUACUAUGCCACUACCGUGCUUACAACGAUUGGCUACGGUCACUCGACGCCAGCCACGAUCGGCGGCAAGCUGUUCACGAUGUUCUACGCCAUCGUCGGCAUCCCGCUCGGCCUCAUCAUGUUCCAGAGCAUCGGUGAACGGGUUAACAGGCUUAGCAGCGUAAUAAUAAAGUCAAUAAAGAAAGCCAUGGAGUGCGAGCAAAUCAACGCCACCGAGGUGGACCUAAUCUGCGUGGUGACGACGCUGUCUUCGCUGACCAUCGCGGGCGGCGCCGCAGCCUUCUCCAAGUUCGAGGGAUGGAGCUAUUUCGAUAGUGUUUAUUACUGCUUCAUCACCUUGACCACUAUAGGUUUCGGCGACAUGGUGGCUCUCCAGCGAGACAACGCGCUCAACCGCAAGCCGUCGUACGUGAUGUUCGCGCUCAUCUUCAUCCUGUUCGGGCUGGCCAUCGUGGCCGCCUGCCUCAACCUGCUCGUGCUGCGCUUCGUCACCAUGAACACCGAGGAUGAGAAGCGCGACCAGCAGGCGCAGGAGCAGGCGCAGCAAGUGGCAGUGCGGUUGGAAGGUGACGUCAUCACGGCGGAUGGCGCGGUGUUACGCGGCGUAUCACGCGGCACAAGGCUGCCUGCCGACAACCGCCAGCGACCACAAGGCGACGCGUCGGUGAUGCCGCUGUACGUGGACGAGGAGUACGCGCCCAGCGUCUGCAGCUGCUCUUGCGGCUGCUGGGGCGCCAACAAAUCCAACGCCCCCUACCGGGACCCGCUGUCACCAGUGCCUCCCACCAACAUAAAGCACAUAAAAUCCAAAGCGUACCGGGAACUUGGCAGCAUUCCCCGGUAUAUCGAAAAGUCGUCCUCCAAAGAUCGCUCCCAAUCCCUAAGACUGAAUUCUGCGUCGGGAUACCUGUAUAUGAACGCGAGGAACGACUUCCAGUUCGAUCCUGAAGAUUUUAGGGAGAUGGUCGCUAAGAGACGGGAACAGCUACGUAAGGGCAUGAUGAUGUAUGAUAUCAGGUACAACAAUAACGAGCAACUACUCGGGUACCGCGCGUCGGCGCCGCGCGAGUCGCCGCCGUCGUCGCUGUGGUCGCGCGCCGCGCGCAGCCGCGACCCGCUCGUCGACGACUACGACUCCGAGAAGUCGUCCUACGCCAGGAAGAAGCUGCUCAAGAAUAUAGCUAGGGACACACCAGUUUCAGCUAAUCCAAUCUCCUCAAAGGAGGGAGAAACUCCUCCAAAACAAAGCAAGAUAGGUGACCUGUUAAGAAACUUAAGGUCACACCAUUUGCAGCUUCGCCUAUUCCCUCAGAGAAGCAAGGAACUGCUCCAGAACAUACCAAGACACCUCAACAACGAGCAACUACUCGGGUACCGCGCGUCGGCGCCGCGCGAGUCGCCGCCGUCGUCGCUGUGGUCGCGCGCCGCGCGCAGCCGCGACCCGCUCGUCAACGACUACGACUCCGAGAAGUCGUCCUACGCCAGGAAGAAGCUGCUCAAGAAUAUAGCUAGAGAAGAGAGAAAAUGCUCCAGAAUAAAGCAGGAACUGCUGCUCCAAAUCAAAGCAGGAACUGCUCCAAAACAGAGCAGAAACUGCUCCAAAAUAUAG